CAAUACGGUACAAUGACGUGCAUAAAAAUGUAUUUCAUAGGAUUGUUCAUAUCAGUCUCUUUUUUGCUGAUAAGAAUUACUUCUAAAGAUUUAAAGCCAGUGGAUCCACUUUGCGCAAAACCACAAGGACACACUCGAUGUUGUGCUGGAUAUAGAACAAUAAUUGAUAAGUGUUACCCAUGCAAUGGAUCAUUUGGAAUUGAAUGCAGCAAUACAUGUCCAGCGGGAUAUUUUGGAAAUAAAUGCGAAGAAAAGUGUAUUUGUGACAGAUGUGAUGCAAGAACGGGGGAAUGUUACAAUGAAACCACAUCAAUCAAUAAUAGCCAAAAUGGAAAGGAUAAGGAAAGGAUAUUGAUUCCAUGGACAGGGAUCCUACUAGGGCUAUUGGGAAGUAUAGGAUCCGUUGCUGUUCUUUUCUCAGUUCUUUUUCUUAAGGAAAGAGAGAAACUUCUACGAAGAAAGGCUAAACAAGAUGAAGACACAGAAGGGAACGAAUAUACAGACCAUGGAUUAGAAGAAGACAAUUAUGCCAGUGUAAGAGAGUCUCGAAUGGUUUUGGACGAAGGAGGGGCUUGUGGUGGACUAAAUAUGUGUAAAGCAUUGGAAGAUGAUUAUAAAGAAAAGACCUGGACAAUGCUUAACCCGUAUGAUGGAUUAAGUUUCAACAUAUCAUAGAACUGGGACGAAAUAUUUUAGAAAUAAUG
Molecule: messenger RNA, 704 nt
Organism: Saccostrea cuccullata (small rock oyster)
Lineage: Eukaryota; Metazoa; Mollusca; Bivalvia; Ostreida; Ostreidae
Exons: 6
Coding region: 13-675 (220 amino acids)
Source: RefSeq, a predicted model, not a curated record